Chlamydomonas reinhardtii is the source of this 1173-nucleotide messenger RNA. RefSeq lists its product as uncharacterized. NCBI's taxonomy places the organism in Eukaryota, Viridiplantae, Chlorophyta, Chlorophyceae, Chlamydomonadales, Chlamydomonadaceae. The record is from RefSeq and is a predicted model, not a curated record. The transcript has 4 exons. Bases 24 to 509 code for a protein of 161 amino acids.
AUUAGCUGAAUCGACGUUCCACUAUGCUUGCUUCACGUCCUUUCACGAAUGCCCGGCCACUUCGCGCUUCGCGCGCUGCCGCUCGGCCAGUAGUAGUUCGCGCGCAAGCAACUGCAACCAGCUUGCGACAACUGCUCGAUGACGCGUCCGCGGCCGGGCUAGGGAAGACCCGCUUCAUCGUAAUUGGAGACGCGAUUCUGGAAAGCGUUAAUGACUGGGGCGCUGUGCGCUACAAUGAGACGCCCAGCCGGGGGCUGCUGGCUACGAUUGCCUCAGAGGACAAGUCAUUCGAGUGCCACAUCCCGCUCAGCAAGGUAAAGGAGAUCAAGUUCGCCAAGUCCAAGGCCAAGGCCGGUGACUAUGACGUGUACGCCACUCGCUUUUUCGGGGAGGACGGCAAGGUGAUGCUGUCGUGCGUGCUGCACGGCAGCGCUGGGCAGUACGACCCCAAGGCGGUGGCGGCCUGGAACAGCCUGGCACAGAAGUACGGCGAGAGCGUCAAGUUCUGAGCGAGGUUGGAUGUGGACAGACCGAAAUGGCGUGUUCAGAUGUGGAGGCCCAGCUGUCGAGUAGUUACAGGCGUGGCGAGGCGAUGUGGAAACGUAGAGAAUGGCGAAUGGCGCCAUGAAAGCAUGAGUGCGAGAGGCAUGGGUGUAAGGUAAGCGAAUCCUAUGGGUUGCAUGGGUAGGAGAGGUGCGGGCCUUCUGGCUUUUGCGGUCCGCCAGAAUGUAAUACCCGUAUAUAUGUAAUGCGCUGCCCGGCACCGCCAGCGCCCACUAUGUCCACCUCUCACGUGCGGGGCUCCAAAGCACUGAGCAGCGCUGGGUCGCAUGCUGGGACCGGCCAACAGGCCGCUGCCUCGGGGUCCUCCCACACCUGUUCCAUCGUUUUGAUGACCCGCCGGGCCCCUCACCAGAAUGCCGUGACAUGUACGGUACGGUCGACGGUGCCAGUCAAAAGCCAACCAGGGGCAGCGGGCACGAUGGCGCCUGCACACCCCCAGAUCCCAUUCAACGCUGAGCUGUGCAGUGCCUGCCUGCCCGGGGUGCCGCGUGCGACGGUGCAGGAGGCGUUCCUGCUGCUGCUGCAGCUGCUGCUCAAUUAGCUGCAGGCCUGCAGCUUGUUGCAGUAAAACUCUGUUGCAUAACUGCUUAGUGGGCGUCCUUGUCAGCC